AUGAGAGCUAUAUAUACAAGGUGUAGUUUUAGGACUACGUACUUCAUAACCAUUUUUCUUCUUGGUUUGGCAUAUCAAACAAGAAGCAUGUCAUAUUUAAAGCCUUUUCAUCUCCUCUUCACCUUGUUUCUCUUUGGUGUUUUCUCCACCAAUCAUGCCUGCAACCAAAUGGACCGCGACUCUCUCAUGUCCUUAGCCUUCAACCGUAUGUCUUCUCCUCCACUAAAUUGGUCUUCCAUUGAUUGUUGCCAGUGGGAGGGCAUUUCUUGUAGUCAUAAAAGUCGAGUCACCCAUAUCUGGUUACCUGCUAAAGGCCUCAAUGGCAGUAUAUCUCCCUAUCUUGGAAACCUCACAUGUCUCUCCCACCUUAAUCUCUCCCACAAUUCACUUUUGGGUCCUCUCCCUAAGGGAUUGUUUUCGUCCUUGAAUCAACUCAAGGUCAUUGAUUUGAGCUACAACAAUCUAUUUGGAGAUACAUCUGGUUGGCCUGCCUCCCUUCAAAUUGUUGACAUAUCUAGCAAUCAAUUUAGUGAGACAAUCCAAUCUUCAUUCCUUCAAAGAGCAUGGAGGUUGACCGACCUCAAUGUCAGCAACAAUAGUCUCACAGGCCCGAUUCCUUCCUUUCCUUGCAUCAAUUCUUCAGUGGUCAAGCUCCUCGAUUUCUCCCAUAAUCAUUAUAGUGGCCAUAUUCCUCGUGGACUAGGGGCAUGUUCCAAACUCAAGGUUUUCCGGGCAGGUUUUAAUUCUCUCUCUGGAUUGCUUCCUCAUGAUAUAUACAAUGCAGUGGGGUUGGAAGAAAUCUCUUUGCCUUCCAAUGAUCUUUCAGGACCCAUUAGCGGUGACAUUGUGAACCUUACCAAACUCACUUACCUUGAGUUUUAUCGCAAUAAUUUGAGUGGCAAGCUCCCAGUGGAUAUCGGGAAGCUCUCCAAAUUAAAGCACAUACUCCUUGAUUGGAACUCCUUAACAGGCUCUUUGCCGCCAUCUUUGGUGAAUUGCACAAAUCUCACAAUAUUGUCCUUACGAUUCAAUUUCCUUGAAGGAAACAUCUCUACCUUUAAUUUCUCAAGUCUUCAUCAUCUUACUGUAAUUGACCUUGGGAUUAAUAAUUUCUCUGGUAACUUUCCAGUAAGCCUAUACUCAUGCAAGUCCUUGAUCGCAAUUCGACUAUCUCGAAAUCGACUAGAGGGACAAAUCCAACCUAAGGUGCUGCAAUUAGAAUUCUUAUCUUUCCUUUCACUUACUGGCAACAGGUUAACCAAUAUCACAUUCGCAAUUAAGAUUUUGAAGCGUUGCAAGGCACUCAGUGUACUCUUCCUUGGAGAGAGUUUUUUAUACGAGGCAAUCCCAAGUGAUGACAAUAUAGAAGAUUCCGACGGAUUUGAAAAUCUUCGAUUGUUUACUAUUGAAUCAUGCGAAUUGUCUGGUCAAAUGCCUAUAUGGCUAUCUAGGCUUAAGAAGCUAGAAUUACUAAGUCUAGCUGGCAAUCGUAUCACAGGUUCAAUUCCUAAUUGGUUGUUCACUCUUCCAAGUCUCUUUCGUUUAGACUUAUCUGAUAACCUCAUUUCAGGUGAAUUUCCAAAGGAAUUUUGUGGAUUGCAAACAUUAGUGUCACCAAAAGCUCUAGUAGACAAUAAUCAUUGGGAUUUACCAAUAUUUAUUGGCUUCAGUCUUUCUGGACAGUACAAUUUUCUCUCAAGCCUGCAACCAGCAAUUAUUCUUGCAAACAACAAUCUUAGCGGCAACAUCCCAAUUGAGAUCGGCUGUUUGAAGCGGCUUUCUUUGCUGGAUUUAAGUUAUAACAAUUUCUCAGGGAGCAUCCCAGACCAAAUUUCAGAGCUCUCAAACUUGGAAGAAUUAAACCUCUCUGCAAAUCGAUUGUCCGGUGAACUACCAGCAUCACUAAGUAGUCUGAAUUUCUUGCAUAAAUUUAGUGUUGCAAACAACAAUUUGCAUGGACCAAUACCAUCAGGCACUCAACUUCAGAGCUUUGAUGCCUCUGCAUAUGAGGGUAACCCUGGACUUUGUGGCCCCCCUCUUCCACAUGAUUGCACCCAUAUUGUUAGCAACAAGGGAGACAUUCAGGAUGAGGACGAUAGGCCUAGAAUCCCAUGGUUUCCAAUUACUGUGGUUCUUGGCUUCAUUAUAGGUUUCUGGGGAGUUUGUGGUCCAUUAGUUCUUAGCUAUAGGUGGAGGGUUGCAUAUUUCCAAUUCAUGGACGAUGUAAAAGAUAGGUGUAUAAUCUUUUUUUUAAAAAUUGCAUAUUGGUCGCUUUAGAGUCUGUUAUCAAUUGGUCGUUAUAGAGUCUGUCAUCAAUUUGGU
Molecule: messenger RNA, 2322 nt
Organism: Corylus avellana
Lineage: Eukaryota; Viridiplantae; Streptophyta; Magnoliopsida; Fagales; Betulaceae
Source: RefSeq, a predicted model, not a curated record